UUUUUGUUCGACUUUCGUUUCUCAGUCAAUAUUUUCAUUUUGGUUUCGAACGGGGCAUAUUAAAAGAAAUUGGAAUCAAUUUCGCUUAUUCGCUUUUCAAAGUUCUUUUUUUUAAUAACAAAGCUAUGAUUUCAUGUUAGCUUUUAAAGAUCAAAUAUUAUACUGGAAAAUUAAGCAUACGUCGGCUCAGCUUCAUCUAAUCUGCACAUAUCGAAGGCCGUCGAAAACAUGAAGACUUCCAACUACCUGAAGGGAAGUCAUAUGUUUCGCAUGACUCGAAUUAUACAUAUUUCCUUAUGUUCGCUGUGAGACGGCUCGUUUCAAAGGCCUAUUUCUCCAAAAACGACUGGAUUGCUUAUGAAUUGCGGUAACUUAAGUCAUCUCGCAAUGAGUGCAGAUGGUUCUUCCAUUCGUUUUAGCGACCAUACACUGGACAAAGCAACAAAAGCCAAGGUCACUUUGGAAAAUUAUUAUAGUAAUUUGGUAACCCAAUAUGGAGAGCGCAAGCAACGACUUGCUAAACUAGAAGCCCAGCUAAAGGAUGAAAGUCUAACAGAGUCACAGAGACAAGAGAAAAGGAUCCAGCAUGCACAGAAAGAAACAGAGUUUUUACGUCUAAAAAGAUUACGAUUAGGUGUUGAGGACUUCGAAGCAUUAAAAGUUAUUGGAAGAGGUGCUUUUGGAGAAGUUCGACUGGUGCAAAAAAAGGACACAGGGCAUGUUUAUGCUAUGAAAGUUUUACGUAAAGCAGAUAUGCUUGAAAAGGAGCAAGUCGCCCAUGUGCGCGCAGAACGCGACGUGCUUGUUGAAGCCGACCACCAAUGGGUAGUUAAAAUGUACUACAGCUUUCAGGAUCCCGUCAAUUUGUAUUUAAUAAUGGAGUUCUUACCGGGUGGCGAUAUGAUGACGCUUCUAAUGAAAAAGGACACUCUCUCGGAAGAAUGCACACAGUUCUACAUUAGUGAAACGGCCUUGGCCAUAGAUUCGAUUCAUAAAUUAGGCUUCAUUCAUAGGGAUAUAAAACCCGAUAACCUACUACUUGACUCGCGUGGACACUUGAAGCUUUCUGAUUUUGGACUAUGCACGGGUUUGAAAAAGUCGCAUCGUACCGACUUUUACCGGGACCUUUCACAAGCCAAGCCAUCCGAUUUCAUUGGAACAUGUGCUAGCCCAAUGGAUUCAAAACGGCGAGCAGAGUCGUGGAAACGUAAUCGCCGAGCUUUGGCCUACAGUACAGUUGGAACACCUGAUUACAUUGCCCCAGAAGUAUUUUUACAGACUGGUUAUGGGCCUGCGUGUGACUGGUGGUCUUUAGGUGUAAUAAUGUACGAAAUGCUGAUGGGAUACCCACCAUUUUGUUCGGACAAUCCUCAAGAUACAUACCGGAAAGUGAUGAACUGGCGAGAAACAUUGAUAUUCCCGCCCGAAAUCCCAAUAUCCGAGGAAGCGAAAGAUACAAUUGUCAAAUUCUGCUGCGAGGCCGACCGUCGUUUAGGCUCACAACGUGGUUUAGAAGAUGUAAAAUCAGUGCCAUUCUUCAGAGGAGUGGAUUGGGAACAUAUCCGCGAGCGUCCUGCGGCCAUUCCCGUCGAUGUGCGAUCAAUUGAUGAUACGUCCAACUUUGAUGAAUUCCCUGAUGUUUCGCUCGAAAUACUUCUUGUUUGUAUAUUUACAGCAUCAGCCCCUAUACCUCAAGGCAGCGAAAUAGCCAAGGACUGGGUGUUCAUAAACUACACAUUUAAGCGCUUUGAAGUUCGAAAUUUAGAGUGAAGUUGUUGCUAUCCCGUCAUUGCUCCGUAGAAAUGCUUUAUGAAACUUGAUUCAAUGAUUUUAUAUCGAACAUGAAUAAUUUAAGAUUAUAUUUAUUGAGUUAAAUUAGAAAAAGUAAUAACCAGUGUGCAUAAUUAACUUUAUUAACUA
Molecule: messenger RNA, 1920 nt
Organism: Rhagoletis zephyria (snowberry fruit fly)
Lineage: Eukaryota; Metazoa; Arthropoda; Insecta; Diptera; Tephritidae
Gene: trc
Product: Serine/threonine-protein kinase tricornered
Biological process (GO): protein phosphorylation
Molecular function (GO): protein serine/threonine kinase activity; ATP binding
Source: RefSeq, a predicted model, not a curated record